UUCGUUUGAUUUUUUCGUGUAGCGAAAGAAUGUGUCAAUGAUCUGGAGGGCCAUAAAGUUAAUAGAGAGCAACUGCCGAAAUCCGUAAGUGCAGUUUUGGCAACUGAAAGUGGACAAAAUGUCCUUCAGGAUGAGAGAGGUAAAGGCGCUGCUGCGCAAGGACAUCCUUGUGCGCUGGCGCCAGAAGGUUCUGUCGUUGACGGUGAUCGUGUGGCCAUUGAUUACAUUCAUGCUGAUCUAUUUAAUAAGGCUAAGAUACGACUCAGAGCACAUAAACGCAUGCCAGUUCCCCACGCGUCUGCUACCCACUAAAAAUCAGGUUGUGCCCAGCGCCUUCUCCUACAUUUGCAGCAUUGAGAAUAAGUGUCUAAGCACCGAACCUUACGAGGAGUACUCCAAAUGGCAGGCAGCACCCUUGCAUUCUGUCAUUGAUAUAGUCAAUGUGUUCGUCACCGAUGAUCGGUUGUACAGUGCAAUCAUCGAGCUGCCGGAAAAGGCGAACUUUGUAAGCGCAGUCACUACACUCGUAACCAGCAGUCAUCUCAAUGUCAUUCGAAGUAACAUUAGCCAAAUCGUUUCUUUGGUGCCCGAAAUUGAGCGCCUGAUGAACUACAGCUUUGAUGUCACAAAACUAUUUUCAAAUCGUGAAACGUUUGUGAAGCUGGGCGUUUUACUUUGCGGCCAUCCGUUUCCCAGCUUGGAGAGCAUACCUCUGGUUAACGAUAUACUUUACUCCGAGGAUUUCAGCGAGGUCAAUGAUGAUGAGCUAAACGCCAUGCCAACCAAGUAUUGCAAGCGACUGUAUUUGGAUGUUACCUCAACGAAUCAAGGCAAGCUAACCUGGAAUUUUAUCAAGCCAAUUAUUCAGGGUAAAAUUCUAUAUACGCCACUAAAUGCUGAUACGGAGAGCAUCGUGAAAUUCACCAAUGCAACUUUCGAGGAAAUUGAUCGACUAAAGAAUAUAUCGUACGCAGCCGCGACCAUCCUCGACAAGCUGCACACGAAUGCCACAUUUCAGCAGGCCUUUGAUAAUCUGCUGAAAUUGGCCCGUUCCCCACUCGUUCAAAGCUUGGUGGGCAGUGAAUUCAAUGUGGAGGAGAUUGAGCGAAUUAUGAACUACGUGCGCACCAAUGAGCUUAUCCAUCAGGUUUUAACUACUGUCAGCGAUCUCAUGGAGUGCGUAUCGGCCGAUCGGUUUGAGGGGGUGUCCAGUGUUGAGAAAUUGCAGCAUCGCGCCUAUGAGCUUAAUCAGCAGCGCCUCUUUUUGGCUGCGCUCAACUUUGAGGAUGUCGCUAGUCAGUAUAUAACCUACAAAUUGCACAUGGACACGGACAAUACGCAGCCGACGUUCGAGAACAAAAAUCGGUUCUGGUUCCCAGGGCCAGCAUCAAGCAUGUUAGUGGACCUGAAGUAUCACCGUGGCUUUGUUCAACUCAUGCAGAUGGUCGAUCUGGCAAUUAUCAAGCAUAAGCGAAAAGUGUUGGGACCGGACGAGCAGUCGGAAACUGCUGAAAUCUCACGACCCUCCAUCAGUUUGAAACGUGUUGAUGAUGAUGAAGAUCUCUUUAAUGAGGAGGAUGAAGAGAAGGGCGAGAAUACAGAUGACGAGAAUUCGAGUAGCAAUGAGGCAACGACGACUCUCGCUCCUGGGUCUGACGAGGUAGAAGUUACAGCCGCCAAUGGGCCACAACCGCUAACGGAAACAUCAACCCUAAAUCCCGACUUCAAAUUUCUGAGCAAUGAUGAUUUAAUGAACAUCAAGUUGCCAAGCGGCUUUGAAAACGCUCUUAGCCAAGCUUUAGCAGAUCCUAAGCUCAAUUUGGACUUCCGCGGCAGUCGGGUCAAGCGUCAGGGUCUCUUGGACUUGCUCAGCAGCUUCAGCAAUAGAAAUGACAAUGCCAAUGGUAUUAAAUAUGACGUGGACGAGAUGCAGUUUUAUACCAAACAAUUUCCCUAUCCCGCCUAUGUGCGCGAUGACUUCAAGCGCGGCAUCUACCUGGCUCAAGCCGUGCAAGUUUGCUUCUGUCUGGGCCUGGUUGUUGUCGUGGCCAUCUGCGUGCGAGAAAGAAUCUGGAUGCGCGAGAGUCGUAAUAGCAUGCUGAUGCGCUCCAUGGGUGUGCAUGCGCACUCAGAGCUGAUCGCUUGGAUAUUAAUGAGCUUCGCCGAGCUAUUCGUCAUCUUUGUGCUAGUCAGCCUUGUUCUCUACAUCGGCGGCAUUUUGGUUUAUACCAAUUGGUUCUUCAUAAUGCUCUAUUGCCUGGCCUUCGGAGCUUGUCUCAUCUCAUUCUGCUAUAUGUGCUCCAACUUCUUUAUGUCUGCCAACAUUGGGGCUGUCGCUGCGGCGUUGCUCUUCUUCAUCACCCUCUGUCCAUUCAUCAUAGUGCUGCUCUUCGACGCAAAGCUGAAUCUGCUGGAGAGUUUUCUUGUCAACUUGUCCUUCACGACGGCCUUUGCGAAGGGAUGGUCCGAACUGCUGCGCAUGGAGCUGCAAGACCAGGGCCUGACCGUUGGGCAUAUUUUACACUUAGGGCCCGCGGGCAGCGAGUGCGCGCUGGCUUUCCUUAUGUUCAUACUUGAUCUGCUGCUAUAUGCUGCCAUUGGCUAUGGAUACCAGCGCUACAAGAAAAGCAACUACAGCUUUGUGCGAGUCACUCGCGCACAGCUUGAUGCGAAGCUGGGUGCGUCCUUGACCAGCGUCUCCAAGAUGUAUGGCCACAAGCAUGCUCUGUCGAAUCUCACGGUUGACUUUGCACGCAAUCAGGUCAGCUGCCUGCUGGGGCGCAAUGGCGCCGGUAAGAGCACGCUCAUCAAGUUGCUCACGGGGCAAACGGUACAGACGACUGGUCAAGUGGUGCUCGCCGGUCAGCACAAUGUCGGAGUCUGCUGGCAGGACAAUAUACUAAUACCCAAGCUGACAGCACGAGAGCAUCUGGAGCUUUAUGCUCAGCUCAAGAUAGACGCUACUGAUAGCGAGUGUUUGAGCGCGAAGCAGGAGGUGCGGCGCACCUUGAAGAGCCUUAACUUCGGCAAGCAUGAGAGCUAUUAUGCCUAUCAGCUGUCAGGUGGCUAUAGGCGACGUCUCUGUGUAGCCAUUGCGUUCAUCGCCUCGCCCAGCGUUGUCAUCUUGGACGAGCCUUGCAACGGGGUCGAUGCCAAGGCGCGCAAGGAUAUCUGGCAGCUGAUUGAACAGCUGCGUCAGGGACGUGCUGUAAUCUUUGCCACACACUUUCUUGACGAGGCCAAGUACCUCAGUGAUGCACUCUUCAUCAUGCGCAAUGGUCACAUCAUUGCCCAGCACAGCCGAGACUCGCUGCAGCGCCUCUGCACCUCGGAUUAUAGCAUGGAGAUGCGCUGCAUUGAUCCCAAUGCAUCUGCUGCGAUAAUACAGCGGGCGCAGCAGAUGCUGAACCAGAGCCAUGUGCUGCCCGGUCAGGAACCGCAGCACUUGAUCAUUAGCGCCAGCUUUGCUCAGAACCUGACUCCGGCUGCUGUUCAGUUUGUGGAAUUCCUGCUGGCACAAGAAGCCGCGGGUCGCAUUAGCGAUGUGACUUUCAACAGCAGUUCAACUCUGGAGCAGGAGUUCGAGCAGCUGAAUCGGAAAGACGAAUCACUUGUGCAGGUGACGCCCACCACAUCGAGCAUUGUCACCGGGGCAGCCGAUGUGCUCGAAAAGCCGCCUGGCUCCUGGAAACAUUUUGUGCUGCUUCUGGGCAAGCGGCGCCGUCAUCUAAUGCGCAACUAUCGCCUACUCCUGUACGUGCUGCUUCUGCCUGCCAUUUUUGAGCUUUGCGCAAUGUGGUUUGUCAGCUACCGCCUGGACGAUGACUUUGACACGAUCCUCCCAUUGAGCCGCGCGCUAUAUCCGCAUAGUGCCCAAGUCAUGAGCUGGGAAAAGAUGACUGACUUCACAGAGAUUGUUUACAACAAUCUAACGACCGAAUGCGGCACGGCCUUUGAAUGCGGAGAAUUCACCAGCUCUCGAGACGCCUUUUACUGGGUGCUCAACAGCCUGGAUAAGUAUCGUGGUCGUCGCUAUGGUGGAUACGGUAUCAAUGGCACUGGUGUCACUGUCUGGUACAACAACAAGGGCUACCAUGCCAUGGUAGCCUGGCUGAAUGAUCUGAAUAGCCAGCUGUUGCGCAGCACGCUCGAGAACUCAUCAUUCCAAAUACAAGUAUUGAAUGAGCCCUGGAAGCUGGGCUUCGCCGAGCUUAGCACCAGUUCGGUGCUGCGCCAGGCUGGCGAUUCCUGCAUGGUCUUCAUUCUGCUGAUCGCGUUUGGCCUAGUGGUUGCGGCUGCCUCCGUUUACCUGGUCAAUGAGCGCGUCAACGGCGAAAAGCUGCAGCAGCGCCUAAGCGGCGUGAGCGCCGCCACCUAUUGGCUGGUGGCCAUUCUCUGGGACUAUCUCAUCAUGGUACUGGCUCUGAUCGUCUGCCUUGCGAUUGUGCUGAUCUUUAAUAUGCCCGUCUUUGUCGACCGCCAGCAACUGGUGGGCAUCGUGGCUUUAUCUCUGAUGUUUAGCUUUGCAUGCGUGCCCGCCGUGCAUGUUCUGGAGAAGAUCUUCAGUGACUCGAGCAUCGCUAUUGUGUCCAUCUUUUGCGGCAACAUCAUCAUUCCAGUGGCUACCAUGGGCAUUGUGCUAAUUCUGGGAGUCGUGGGCGAUGGCCCCACGUGGGACACUUGGCGGCAUGGACUGAACCAUGCCUUCCUUAUCUUCCCCCAGCAUGCACUGGGCGAUGGCCUGCUGGAGCUGUGCAAGAACUACAUGGUAGCCGUUGUCUUCAAACGGUACGACAUUGACUCUUAUAAGCUACCGCUGGCCAGUGAUCUGCUGCAGCGCCACUUCAUGGCCUUGAUCCUGGUGGGCAUUGUCUGCCUGCUGCUGAACUGGCUCAUUGAGUGUCAUUUGCUGAGUCGCCUCUGGCAGCAAAUGGCGGGCCUCUUGGACUGCAAGUACAAGCGCGAGUUGCGCAAGCUUGGACAGUUGAAGCUCGUCAACAUCAAUAGUAUUUUUAAGAGUUGCGUCGGCGCCAGUGAGGCACUGCGGGUCGAGAAUCUCUGGCUAGCCUACCGCCGUGGACACUAUGCUGUCCGUCAGGUUCACUUUGGCGUGCAGCGCGGUGAAUGUUUCGGGCUGCUUGGCAAGAACGGGGCUGGCAAGUCAACCAUAUUCAAAAUACUCACACGUCAGCUACUCCCAGAUGUGGGGAAUAUAUAUUUCGAGCAUCCCGGCGUUUCAUAUUGCCCGCAGAGCAAUCCACUAGAUCCGCUGCUCACUGUGAAGGAAUGCAUCCGGCUCUAUGGCCAACUAAGGGGCAUAAAGGAUGUGGAUAGCCUGCUGGAACGCAUACUGGACACUUAUGAGCUUCGCAGCUUUCGGGAUGUCCAAGUAAAAAAGCUGAGUGGCGGCAAUCGACGCAAGCUGACGGUGGCUAUCAGCUGCUGCGGCUAUACGCCGACGGUGCUAAUGGAUGAGCCGACGAGCGAUAUGGAUCCGGUGACACGAUCCUUUGUCUAUCGCACUGUUGAGCAGCUACUGGUGGCGCGACGUGCUGUGCUUUUGACCUCGCACUCUAUAUCAGAAAUAGAGCAUCUGUGCCAGCGAGUGGCUGUACUCAAGGAUGGCCAGAUCGUGGCUAACAACAGUCCGGCAGAGCUGAAGAGCCAGCACGGUGGCUACUAUGCGAUUAGUUGCUUUUGCGCGCCCAUUCAACAAGCCGAACUGGUCAGGAUUCUGCCUCAGCACCUACCCGGCGCUUGUGAGCUGAUGCACUAUGCGCACAGUCUGCGCUUCAUUGUUAAAGUGCGUCAACCAAGCAGCUCGGAGGCGACGAGCAGUGCCAAGCAGCCAACGCUUGCCGCACUCUUCGAAGCAGUGUGCGUGAUGGCCACCAGCUUGGAGCUGCCGGCUCACUUUGCGAUCAGCCGCUGUCGCUUCGAGGCGGUCUUCGAGCGCAUCCUUGACAACUGUGAAUCAAUCUCUAACGGGAGUUCCGAUCUGCUCUCGAAGUCAGCUGCAGUCAGUGGAUCCCUGGAAACGGGCUAUGUGCACUGCGGCUACGAUGAGACCACGACCUAGACCUAAGUGA
Messenger RNA from Drosophila navojoa, 6089 nucleotides. RefSeq names its product lipid droplet defective (gene ldd). The record is from RefSeq and is a predicted model, not a curated record. Gene Ontology annotation, biological process: lipid transport; transmembrane transport. Gene Ontology annotation, cellular component: intracellular membrane-bounded organelle; membrane. Gene Ontology annotation, molecular function: ABC-type transporter activity; lipid carrier activity; ATP binding. Lineage: Eukaryota; Metazoa; Arthropoda; Insecta; Diptera; Drosophilidae.